Molecule: messenger RNA, 1400 nt
Organism: Strongylocentrotus purpuratus (purple sea urchin)
Lineage: Eukaryota; Metazoa; Echinodermata; Echinoidea; Camarodonta; Strongylocentrotidae
Product: cation channel sperm-associated protein subunit gamma 1-like
Exons: 6
Coding region: 9-980 (323 amino acids)
Cellular component (GO): motile cilium; sperm principal piece; CatSper complex
Source: RefSeq, a predicted model, not a curated record
UCUACACGAUGGACAUCAUGCUUGGAUGUCCACCCGGAAGGAAGCUAGUCUUUGAUCUCCAGCUCAGCAUUGACGUCCUUCAAACGACUUUCUACUAUGACUGUCCUAUUGUGAAGGAAAACAGACCUUGCCUGCAUUAUCAUGAUGCGUUCCGUCCAAUGUUCAAGGUUGUGGAUUUCACGACAGGAGAAGCUAGUCUCUUUGAAGGCCUCUACACUCUGACUGUGCUGGGUGGGAGCCAUUCAAGUGAAGAGGAUAUUGUUCUCUUUACACCCGAAGAGCAGCAAAGAUAUAAUAACUUAGAUAUAUCUGGAUCACGUAUAUUGCAGCCUGUCAAGGUAGAGAGCAUAAUAAACGACUCCAUCCCUGUAUACUCUCUCCACAACAACACCAUCAAGUGGGUCUGCAAAGGGGGAUCCCCCUGCUCUGACGUCCCACCGAGCAAACUUCUACGCAGUCCCGAGUACUAUUUCCUCAUUGAGAUGUCAAACCAUGGGGUUGAUACAGACUCAACCUACUGCCAAUACGAUCUGCAGUUUGUUGUGCAUGUGCAUGGCAUGGAUAUUGGGAGCAAGAGCGCAGUGUUAAUUGUUGUGUGGUCUUUUGUGGUCACCAUACUGGUUGUCUGCCUCUUCAUUGUAUGCAACUACAAGGAAAGGCGCUUGUGGAAUCGCUUGAAGGCCUCCUGCACUAGACGUGACCGUACUCGGAGGGUUGUACCGGUCAGCAGCGAUUCAUCGGAGGAGAUAGAGCUGGAAGUACACUACAGGGAAGGUAUAGCUCAUAGGCCAAUCGGAUUAUCCACAACAAGCACUGUCAUUGAGAGAUUAGUAAAAAAUGAUGAAGAUUAUUAUGGCUUCCCUCUAGAUGAAUAUGAUGAAUUAGAAUACACAGGAAACAUGGACUCGUCAAGGCAUAGAACAAACAGCCUCCACCAUCGCUCCGUGUCAUCAAACAUUCUAGAUCGAUCAAAAACGUGAUGUCUUGUUUUGUAAAUAGUUUCAUGCAACUUUUUAUAUUACUGAUGUCGAGAGAUAAAACUGAUGGUUUUGAAGCAGUACUCUCAAAUCUGCUAUCUCUUUGAUAGACCCAAUAGAUAAUCAAUAUCUUCCUGUUAGGUAUCGAGAGCAACAAACAUUGCCUUGCCAAUAUCAAGAUAUUAAUUCCUUUUGUGCGAGGUGGAAAAAUUGUCAGUAGAAUUGAAAUUUACUUUCUACCUCAAAAAUGAAUUACCCUAGUGUAAAAGUAAAAAAAAGAAGCACUGAUCGGAACCUCGACCACGUUGAUGAGAGGAUUCAAGCUAUCCUAAAUGAAUGGACAUGUUGAAAGGUUAACAUUUUCACCAAUCUGUAAUCUUUAACCACAGAUUAAGAUCAGAUGUGAAACUGUCACCUUUUAAA